Carassius auratus (goldfish) is the source of this 882-nucleotide messenger RNA. Its product is annotated as ras association domain-containing protein 4-like. The record is from RefSeq and is a predicted model, not a curated record. Lineage: Eukaryota; Metazoa; Chordata; Actinopteri; Cypriniformes; Cyprinidae. The transcript is spliced from 10 exons. Gene Ontology annotation, biological process: signal transduction. Bases 1 to 882 code for a protein of 293 amino acids.
AUGUUCACAUGUCUGAUUUUUUUGUCCCUUUUAAGAACGUACAACUACCAUGAGGGAAAAAGCUUCCAGCUUCGGAUUCGUGAGGAGGAGGGUGAGCUGAUCGUGGAGGGUUUACUCAACAUCUCCUGGGGCCUGAGGAGGCCAAUCAGACUGCAAAUGUACAAUGACAAGGAGAGCUUUCUCUAUGCCUGCACGGGUGCGUGGAGGUCAGAGGGCUCGGAGUCCAGCAGGAAUGAAAAUGCCGAACACCAGUUUUGUUCAGAGCACAACAACAACAAAAUCAGUGCCUCAUCUGCACAAAGUUUGGAUGGUGCUGAGGAGGUCGUCCCUCAACUGCUGAGAACAAGAAGUGACGCGAGCUUUGUCAAUAUCCAAAGAAGAUCCAAAAUCCACAAUACUGCUGAUUUACAGAGGAUAAAAAGACACCAUUUCUCCAUCAACAACCAUUUUUACAGAACAUCAGAUUUUACUCCAUCAUAUGGAUCAGUGACUAAUGUGCGAGUGAACAGCACUUUGACAACCCAGCAAGUUCUUAACCUGCUUAUUAAUAAGUUUCGGAUUGAGAAUAAGGCAGAUGAGUUUGGCCUCUUCCUAGUCCACGAAUCAGGGGAGAGAACAAAACUUAAGGACACAGAAUAUCCUUUGGUAUCUCGUCUGAUGCAUGGCCCAUGUGAAAAAAUCAGCAGAAUAUUUAUUAUGGAAAAGGACCUUGGUGAAGAGAUUACAUAUGAGGUUGCACAGUAUAUUACGUUUGAAAUGCCUGUUUUGGACAGUUUCAUCAAGAAAUUGAAAGAGGAGGAAGAGCGAGAGAGAUACAGUGCACUGAGGUCAAUGAUAUUACAAAAAUUGGAUGGCAUCUCUAACACUGCAAAUUAUUUGUAA